UACGGUGAUUUGAACAUGACCCGUAACCCUUCCCCUAUCCAAUAAGAGCCCAAAACCCUUCCAUAGAACCGAACACUCUUCCGUACAUACAAAUUUCUUCGUAGUUAUAACCCCAAUCGAAAUAAACCAGAAACAGUAGGCUCGUUUUAGUAAAGGCACAUUCAUUAGAGAUAGAGAAGUAUGGGGUUUACUCAGAUUGAUGCAAACCUCGACAAUUUCUCCACCUCGUUCAAAUCCAUUGAAGAGGGCAAGGAUCGAAUCACGCUGCUGCUGUUUUUGGCCGACAAAGAUCCUUCUUCUGGCCUUAGCUGGUGUCCAGAUUGUGUUAGGGCGGAGCCUGUGAUUUAUAAAACCCUAGAAAAGUCUGAGAAAGAUGUAAUUCUGCUGCGGGCUUUUGCCGGGAACAGGCCCACGUGGCGGAAUCCUAGCCAUCCGUGGAGGGCUGACGAACGGUUUAAAUUGAAGGGUUUACCUACACUUGCCCGCUGGAAAGAUGGAGCCAUUGCAGGGCGUCUGGAGGACCAUGAGGCGCACAUUGAUUCGCGAAUUGAAAAGCUGCUUGAUUAAGGUUUAUUUUUAAAUGUUGCCAGACAUCCAAUAAUUGCUCUUGUGCAAGAUGUUAUCAUUGCUCCUCAAGAUGUUAUCAUUGUGUUAGUCUAAAUUUUUAUAAAUUCUAGUACCGUGGCUCUCGCUACAAGAGCACAAAUUCACUUCUCUAGGAAGAUUAAAAUUCAGUAUUUUGAAGUCUGAGAUGCAAGUAGGUUUUUGUGGCUCUCGCUACGAGAGCACAAAUUCACUUCUUUAGGAAGAUUAAAAUUCAGUAUUUUGAAGUCUGAGAUGCAAGUAGGUUUUUGUGGCUCUCGCUACGAGAGCACAAAUUCACUUCUUUACGAAGAUUAAAAUUCAGUGUUUUGAA
Molecule: messenger RNA, 916 nt
Organism: Cryptomeria japonica (Japanese cedar)
Lineage: Eukaryota; Viridiplantae; Streptophyta; Pinopsida; Cupressales; Cupressaceae
Product: thioredoxin-like protein Clot
Exons: 2
Coding region: 181-567 (128 amino acids)
Cellular component (GO): cytosol
Molecular function (GO): protein-disulfide reductase [NAD(P)H] activity
Source: RefSeq, a predicted model, not a curated record